AUGGCUGUGUCGCGUGAGGUGCCGCUGCCCUCGCUCCAGGAGCUGGGCGGCUACCUGCCCUCCCAGCGCUUCCCAUCCGACCACCUUCCCGUGGUGUUUGACCUGCGCUUCAAGCAGCCCGGCGAGGCAGAGGGCGGCCAGGGCGGCAGCAGCGAUUGCGGCGGCGGCGGCGGUGGCGGCGGCGGCGGCGGCGGCGCAAGAGAGGCGGGCCACGUGCUGCCUGCGGCCCUGUGCAAUGUGGGCCUGGCGGCAGAGGCGCUGGGGAGGGCCGAGGUGAUUGCGGUGCCCACAGACACGCUGUACGGGCUGGCCGCCUGCGCGCGCAGCAGCCAAGGGGUGGCCCACAUCUAUGCCACCAAGCGGCGGGGCGACCACAAGCCGCUGGCCAUCGCUGUGGCAGACAUCGCAGACGUGCCUCGCUUUGCAGACGUGCAGCACCUGCCCGAGGGCCUGCUGGAAGAUCUGCUGCCCGGGCCCGUCACGCUGCUGCUGCAGCGGCGCCCCGACGCGCCGCUGGCUGCCCAGUUCAACCCCGGGGUGGGUGCCAUCGGCAUCCGCAUCCCCGACUCCGCCUUCAUCCGGGCCGUCUGCCGCCAGCACCGCGCCGCCCUGGCCCUCACCUCUGCCAACAUCAGCGGCAGCAUGAGCAGCGUGGAUGUGGGCGAGUUCCAGGAGCUGUGGCCUUCCUGCAGCCUGGUGUUUGACGGCGGGCAGCUGGAUGCGGGGCGGUCUGGCAGCACCGUCAUUGACCUCACGCAGCCCGGCCAGUUCUCCGUUGCGCGGCGAGGGGCGGGCUUCGCGCGCAUCAUGCAGCUGCUGCAGGACAAGUACAAAAUGCAGCACCUGAUGGAGUGACCCACCACCCCCCGCUUCCUUCCAUUUCAUGGCUCGCCCACUCUGAGACCUGUCUGGUACUGCCCAUUUCCUGCUGCCCCCCCGCCUCACAUCUGCACCACUUGGUCUGGUACCGAUGGACAUGAC
Chlorella variabilis is the source of this 981-nucleotide messenger RNA. RefSeq lists its product as hypothetical. Gene Ontology annotation, cellular component: cytoplasm. Gene Ontology annotation, biological process: regulation of translational fidelity. Lineage: Eukaryota; Viridiplantae; Chlorophyta; Trebouxiophyceae; Chlorellales; Chlorellaceae. The transcript has 3 exons. The record is from RefSeq and is a predicted model, not a curated record. Gene Ontology annotation, molecular function: nucleotidyltransferase activity; double-stranded RNA binding; tRNA binding. The coding region runs from base 1 to 855 and encodes 284 amino acids.